CGAUGCUAAUAAAACCUAAUCAUUUAGGUAGACCUCGUAUAGAACCGAGAGUACAGUUACUUGCUGUUUUAUGGUUGCUAGCAACUCCUGAUUCUUAUAGAUCUGUUGGACUCAAAUUCGAUUUGGCUAAAUCGUCACUAAAUCACUGCGUACGACGUGUUAUUCAGGCCUUUUGUAAUAUUUCAAACGAUAUUAUCAAAUGGCCAUCUGUGAAUCGUAUGAAUACUGUAACAGAGAAGUUCAAACAGAUAGCGGGUCUUGAUAAUGUUCUUGGUGCUAUUGAUGGUUCAUAUAUUGAAAUUCCAGCACCAUCUAUAGAUGCUCAUUGUUACCUGACAAGAAAGUGUAGAUAUGCCAUUAUACUUCAAGCUGUAUGUGAUGCAGAUAUGCGUUUCAUUGAUUGUUAUGUCGGAUAUCCUGGUUCUGUGGGGGAUCUUAGAGUUUUCCGCAAUUCUGAUCUUUGGAAUUGUGUCAACAGAAAUCCUCAGUCUUUUUUCCCUAAUCAAGAAUUCAUAAUAGGAGACAAAGCAUAUCCUGUACUUGGAUGGUGUUUGACCGCUUAUAAGGAUAAUGGUCAUUUGACAGAGGUCGAGAACAAUUUUAAUUUUAUUUUAUUACAGACUAGACAAAUAAUAGAACGCGCUUUUGCUUUACUAAAAGGACGCUUUAGACGUUUAAAAUAUUUAGAUAGAUUUGAUACCUGCAACAAUUUUAGCCUGUUGUGUUCUUCAUAACAUAUGU
Molecule: messenger RNA, 741 nt
Organism: Cyphomyrmex costatus
Lineage: Eukaryota; Metazoa; Arthropoda; Insecta; Hymenoptera; Formicidae
Product: putative nuclease HARBI1
Exons: 4
Coding region: 3-734 (243 amino acids)
Source: RefSeq, a predicted model, not a curated record